Molecule: messenger RNA, 2991 nt
Organism: Portunus trituberculatus (swimming crab)
Lineage: Eukaryota; Metazoa; Arthropoda; Malacostraca; Decapoda; Portunidae
Exons: 6
Coding region: 233-1153 (306 amino acids)
Biological process (GO): hemocyte migration
Cellular component (GO): membrane
Molecular function (GO): growth factor activity
Source: RefSeq, a predicted model, not a curated record
CGCCGCCUAACCAGUCUCGCCGCAGAGUUGGCAGCGAGAAGACUCGCCUUGCUCUGUGCAGCCAUUCAGCGGGCAGCCUUCAGCAGCACCUUGGCCGUGUCGCGCCUCAGUUGCUCAAGGAACUUACCGCAACGCUUGCCGGCAAAGCGUGCGCUGCCUUCCGGGCUCGAGUUGAUACCGAGCAUACAUAGACUUAGUGAUUGAGAGGACUAGGACGGUGUGCCCUGAGAACAUGCCUGGGCUUCUAUCCCCCACGUGGCGACUCGGAGUGUGGAUGGCGGCCGUGCUCGUAGUGGCGAUGGCCAUGGUGGUGCAGGGCGUCAGUCACCAUCCGCUCAGCCUCAACUCCCGCCUCAACAUGAUGCUGGACCAUGUCGACGCCUCCAUCUGGGACAAGAAGCAACGCUUGGGUGGUGGUCAAAACUAUGCACCUGACGAACAUGACGAUGAUGGUGUCACUAUCGUGGAGUCUGGCAUGGAGGAGGAGGAGACACAGCUGGAGGACAUGCACGACUACGUUAACAUCGCGCCGUGGACUCGCCGCUCGCAACACAGCCUGUCCAUCAACAUCAUAGACAAACAGAAUUUCAAGCGUGCCACGGAGAACGCCCAGCGAGUGAAGAUUGAAGGGAAGUGCCAGGUGCCCCAACAGAGGUGCGAGGCCAUCCGCUCUUCCAACGCCGCAGACAACGCCGUGUUCCUGCCCCGCUGUGCCCUCCUCCACCGCUGCUCUGAGGAUUCCGGCUGCUGCUCCUCCGACGACAAAAUUUGCGGUCCAGCUGAGACAGAGACCGUGGAAUUGUUCUUCUAUGCCUUUAAGGACAUUCGAGCCACGAUAGAGGUGAUGACCUUCGUCAACCACACCCGCUGCGCCUGCCAGCACCGCAACAUUAUAUCCAACAGUACCUGCAAAUGUCCACGCAACUACCAGCCGGUGUCUGUGGAUGGCCAGUGCACUUGCGACUGUGACAUCACCCGCUCCAAGUGCCGCCGGUACAAGAAGGGCCGCCGUUACUUUUCCUCUGUUGAUGUUCGCUGUGUUUCAACCGGGGAAUGCGUCGCUCCCAACUGUGAGUACGGCCCCUUCCUCGCACAGCAGAGGCGAUGCACCAAGCGAAGGGAACGAGAGCGAUACAUCACCAGCAGGAAGUAAACAAAGUGCUGUAGCUUCACCGACUCUCCAUCGACGCCGCUCGUCUGGGGAGGCACACCCUUCGCGUGGCUGUCUGACUUCGGAUUUUCUUUCUUGGGCCUUCACUGUCACCGCCUCGACUCAGCCUUGUACUAUAGCGGAGUGUUAGGAGGAAUCGUCUUGGUAUGAGUGUACAGAGGUGAAGUACGUGGUGCCGCUUCCGCGAGAUUGUUGAUUCUCAGGGUAGUAUCGUGCCGUUUCAAGUACCUGUUUUGGGUAAUGAUCAGUGUUAAGCUGUGUCGGAAUGGAGCACAUCAUGUAUUAAUUUAUUAGGUUUCAUCGUCUUUUUGUCACGGGAAUUACACAGGUCUGUAUUCUCAAAUGCGUCUACAUCUCAUCUCGACUACUUCAAACAGGCUAUAGUGAAAUCUAGUGAUGUGGGUUUUCAAGGGUAUUUGCUCUGAUUCUAGUAAAUUCCUCAUCAUCAUUUGAAAAGAGAAUUCCCUCGAGUACCCUAUCAAUCAUCCCUAUGGCCUGUGGAAAGUAGUCCCGAUGAGAGAACAGAGUUUCAGAAUACUGCCCCCUGGUACUAUUUGCUCUGCUACACAUACCUUUUAAAUAUACUCAAUAUAUUUUGUCAGUUAACCACUCGUAUAUUCAUGCUUUAGGUUUGGUACACUGCUGCAAUAAUGACAACACAGACAGGAGCACUAUGGAUGGUGUUCCGUGCACUCGUCUCCAACAGAUGAGUGGGGCGAGGCGUUAGGGAAUCACGUAUAUGAAUUAUGAACGCAACCGCACAAACGAUUUAUAUGUACUAACCCAUACGCGUUUCUUAUUGUGUUUAUAUAAUUAUGUAUAGAGGCAUGACCGGCUAGGCUUCUACCACUGCCGAGAUAGGAAUGGAGUUAUUUCCAUUCCUCGGUAGGGCUGAGAGGCCAUCAUGCCCUCUGACUUGCUGCAGGUGGUGGACACGGGGGCACAUCAGUCUGCCCCUAUGUUUAUGUGCCUUUUAUCUCACAUUUCUCUACUCUGCUCUCUGUAAAACGUAAUAUUCUAACUAUUCUUCUCUCUUUCUUAAAAGUUCAUAACACAAUUACACUUUAUAGAGUUACAAAACAAGGAACAGGGACAAAAAUUUGGGAACACAAAUGUAUACUCGUAUCUGAUUUUGCACAAUAACGGCGCUCUCUGCUCUUCAACAUUGAACUCCGGGCCAAGAGGGUGGAAAGUAGUGUGUGUGUGUGUGUGUGUGUGUGUGUGUGUGUGUGUGUGUGUGUGUGUGUGUGUGUGUGUGAAUCAGCGUAAUGUGAAUUGCAAAAGGUACAUCUUGACGUCCUACUGUCUUUUUAACCCUUGAAUAUGUAGUUGUUCUUCCAUUUCCUGUCUCACCAAGAUUUCUAUCUAUUUUAUUUCUUUGUUUUGUAAUCUUAUCAUUAUUAUUAUUGUUAUUGUUAUUAUUGUUAUUAUUAUUAUUAUUAUUUUUUUUUUUUUUUUUUUUUUUUGCCCUUGGCCGGCUUCCCCUCUUGCAUAAAAAAAUACUACUACUACUACUACUACUACUACUACUACUGUUGUAGAUGUUAUUAUUAUUAUUUUCAUUGUUUUAUUUGGAUCCAGUCUUAGUUCAUUUAGCUUUGUUUUUAACAUGAAAACUGUCGCACAAUAAAGGAUAUUGAAAUGUAACUUUUAUCGGUGUGUGUGUGUGUGUGUGUGUGUGUGUGUGUGUGUGUGUGUGUGUGUGUGUGUGUGUGUUUUGUUGAAGAGUAAACAAAUAUCUUAUAACUCCUAUUAUGUUUAAUAAAUUUGUAAUGUAUCAUAUGUCAUGGAAUCGGAAUAAAACACUGCAGAUUCACUAA